UUUUUUCAGGCUAGACUAAAAGUAAAAGCUGUACUAAAAACGUUAAAUUUCACAUAAAUAAUCUCAAUCAGUAAUAAUUGGCAGAAGUUAUGAAGUAAAUUCUUCCAAAUAGGUAUUAGGUAAUCAUUGACGGAAACGAAAAGCAUGGAAGGGGGCGAAUCCAAAGGCAUGUGGACAUUUAAACUGGUUGUUCCCAUCGUUCUUCUCGGAUACCUAAUGGGAAUACUUCUAGCGCUAUCAUGGUAUUGGUGGCAUCCUUAUUUGCGGAGUCAGGACAUGGGAAAAAAGUGGCUGAGCGUCGUGGGCAUCGUCCUACUGGUUAUCGGACUGUUUUACAACCGGGUUGUGCGGUGGGAAAGGAGACGGCGGCGCAUCUGCUUUAAUAAUCGCAAUGUCCCUGCCCGCAGGUGCUUUUUUGCUCUGUCCAUCCCCUCGCUUUUCGGCGGCCGCGGAAGAGCCUUCCUCAUAAGCUUCGCAUUCGUGAUCGUCACCAUCGGACCUGUUGCCAACAUCCUUGCCAAUCUGAGGAUCCUGCUUCGCACUCUCGCCUGCGCACAAGAGCUUCUGCGCCAGGCCCUCGGCCAGAUGCUGGAGGUGAUUCUGGAGCCAGUGCACGCUGUUCGAUUGGCGGUGAACCUUAUGAUGCAGGAGGUCCGAAAAGUGCUGAAUGCCGUUAUGGUCGUACUCAUGCGAAUUCAGGAGCAUCUGAUCGUAAUCAUUGACACCCUCAAGAACUGCGCAACGUGGUUGAAAUCCGUAGUGGACCUAUGCAAUGCAGAGAUGGGAACUCCAUGGGAACGUUGCAAGAAUACGGCGAACGCGGCCAUGGUCCGGUGCCAGGAGAAACUUGGACUCUUCAAGGCAUUCUGCCACGCCACCAAGUUGUUUCUGGCCCUUUGUUAUCCGGCAAAGAUAAUCGAUGUAUUUUGCAGCGGCUUCUCGGAUUUUAGUUGGACCGUGCUAGACCAGAUCCUGACCCGCUACCACGCAUUUGUACGGCAGAUAGAGCAAAUGUUCGAUGCCAACAUCACCUUCGACCAUGAGUUCUCCUUUGAGACGAACUCCUCCAAGAGCCUUGCUGACGUCGGGGAGGAGGUUGUCCAGGACAUCAACCAACGCCUCUCGCCACUGGCCUUUCUAAUUGACUUGGUCGACAUCUUAUGCUGGUUAAUGGUAUUCAGUGUUUUCAUUAAAUCCUUCGUCUUUUACGUGCGCUUUAUGCACAGCCGGGGAUUCCAGAAUUUCUUCAUAACGGAGCUUCUCGAGCAAGUCGACCAGCGCUACAGGAGGCACGGAUCCGAGCCCCUGCUUCCACUGCAUCGCCUGGAGCGGAUGACAUACAUGAAACUUACCAGUCUGCGGCUCACUCAGCUCGAGAUUUUUACGCUUAUUAAAAACGCCACCUUUAUGAUCCUUCCCUGCCUGCAGCUGUUUUGCGUGUGCUUUGUGGACUACGGUUUAUUCUGGCUGCUUGCCAUGAUGUCCUUUUACGGCCAUCAAGAAGCCGGUCUGGAAGUGCCUGCCUACAUUGAUCUAGAGAUUAAAGGCGGAGGCUUUGUGGGUGACAUAAUGCGUGGCAUUGCGAACGCUUUCCGCCCACUCACCCAGAAAACCGUUUUGGAAACAAAUCCGUGCCUGCCCCUGCCCGUGGAGCCCAAAUACUCGGUCUAUUUCCAAAUAGGAGGACUUUGUCUGCUGGCCUGGCUAAUUGUCCUGGCCGAGCCAUACGUUCUGCGUCUACGUCACCCUAUUAUGGCCUAUUUCCACCCGGAGAGAGCUCACGAACGGGCCGUGUUCUUACACAGAACAAUUUUUUUGAAACGAGAAACUAUAUUCAAGUUUGCACGUCGCCGUGCGAGAAACAAGUUCACCUAUCAAGGUCAUGUAAAGCACUAUAGAUGGGUAAUUCGGCUACGCAAGCUGCUAGCCUGGUGUUGUCGCUGCUGCAAUUGUCUGAGGGGAAGAGGGUGCAUCAUUUGUAGCAGAUCCUUUGCUUCCCUGCCUCUCGGCUCUCGCUACCCCUGUAAAACACCCGACUGCAAAGGAGUCUACUGCAAGGAGUGCUAUGAGGAAACUGAAGGAGUGUGUUGCUUGUGCAAGAGGCCCCUCGACUACGGCGAUUUUUCCGACUGUUCGGAAGUUGACUUAAUUAUAUUAGAGACUCUUCGGACAUGGAAAAUGUCGAGACUUACAGGGAACUCAAGUUCCGAAAGAAUUGCGGUGAUUCCACUAAGGAAGGAACGAUGCCAUAGCUAUUGGCGUACCUAGCCAAUAGGACCUGCACCGGGGAUACCAUUGUACGAAGUCCACGGGUUCUGAAAACUCAUCGAUCUUUCAAUGCUAUAGUGGCGGAGGUUCUGACAUUUUUCUCCUCUUUUGUUUCCCGAAGUAUGUUUUGAGAAUGAAUGUAAUUUACGGCUGUGGAAAGCGAUGGUUCCUGAUUGUUUAGGAAUGCUCUUUCUUUUGUGUAGGUCAUUCCGUUUUUAGUUUUAAGUAAAUGCUCCCUAUUUUGAAGUGGCAUGCGGCUAUGCUAAUGUGUGA
Drosophila ananassae is the source of this 2541-nucleotide messenger RNA. Its product is annotated as DC-STAMP domain-containing protein 2. NCBI's taxonomy places the organism in Eukaryota, Metazoa, Arthropoda, Insecta, Diptera, Drosophilidae. Gene Ontology annotation, cellular component: membrane. The coding region runs from base 145 to 2268 and encodes 707 amino acids. The record is from RefSeq and is a predicted model, not a curated record. The transcript has 9 exons.